This is a messenger RNA of Striga asiatica, 1033 nucleotides long. NCBI's taxonomy places the organism in Eukaryota, Viridiplantae, Streptophyta, Magnoliopsida, Lamiales, Orobanchaceae. The record is from the annotation of a GenBank genome assembly.
UUUCCAUUCCAAUCNNNNCUAUUGCUAGUAGCAACAAGCGGUGGUUGGUGGUGAAAUCGAAGCUAGAAAGAUAAGAGCAAAAAAAUGGCAGGAGGUGGAGGUUCAGCAAAGGCAGAUGAACCAGCGCCACACCCACCAAAAGAUCAGCUCCCAAAUGUUUCUUACUGCAUUACAAGCCCUCCUCCAUCGCGAGGAGAAAGCUAAGGUUAUUCAGACUCUGUUGUUUGUUGCUGGUUUGAACACCCUUUUGCAGACAUGGUUUGGAACGAGAUUGCCUGCUAUGAUUGGGGGUUCAUACACAUUUGUUGCACCCACAAUUUCGAUUAUCUUGUCCGGUAGAUGGAGUGAUCCGGAUCCCACAUCGAGGUUCAAGAAGAUAAUGAGGGCCAGCCAAGGUGCACUUAUUGUGGCAUCAACCAUUCAAAUUGUGCUCGGUUUCAGUGGCUUGUGGCGUAAUGUUGCAAGAUUUCUGAGUCCACUUUCAGCUGUUCCAUUGGUUGCUCUUGCUGGCUUUGGGCUUUAUGAGUUCGGUUUUCCUGGGGUUGCCAAAUGCAUUGAAAUUGGGUUGCCACAGCUUAUCCUCCUGGUUCUGUUCUCUCAGUAUUUGGCUCACCUGAUACGCCCCGGGAAGAAUAUCUUUGACCGUUUUGCUGUUAUAUUUACUGUUGUGAUUGUGUGGAUUUACGCCCAUCUACUUACUGUUGGUGGGGCCUACAAUGGAAAGCCUCCAAAGACCCAGACAAGCUGUAGAACUGAUCGUUCAGGUCUUAUAAAUGCCGCUCCAUGGAUUAGAGUUCCUUACCCUUUCCAGUGGGGCGCUCCCUCUUUCGAUGCUGGUGAAGCCUUUGCCAUGAUGAUGGCUGCAUUUGUCUCUCUUAUUGAGUCAACCGGUGGCUUUAUUGCUGUGUCCCGAUAUGCUAGUGCGACCCCAUUGCCCCCAUCUAUUCUCAGCCGUGGUAUAGGCUGGCAGGGUAUUGCCAUACUUUUGUCGGGUUUGUUCGGGACAGCUAAUGGAUCAUCCGUAUCCAUGUAA